Pseudomyrmex gracilis is the source of this 1269-nucleotide messenger RNA. Its product is annotated as voltage-dependent anion-selective channel-like. The record is from RefSeq and is a predicted model, not a curated record. Gene Ontology annotation, cellular component: mitochondrial outer membrane. Lineage: Eukaryota; Metazoa; Arthropoda; Insecta; Hymenoptera; Formicidae. Gene Ontology annotation, molecular function: voltage-gated monoatomic anion channel activity. Gene Ontology annotation, biological process: monoatomic anion transmembrane transport. Bases 121 to 972 code for a protein of 283 amino acids. The transcript has 6 exons.
GCUCUUCUCCUCCCGUUCGUCGCCGUGGUCGCCGUCACCUCUCUCACAACGCUCGAACUACGUACGACCAGGUUUUGCGCAUUUUUGCAAAAAAAUCUUUCAACAUAAAAUCGUGAAAACAUGGCUCCUCCAACUUACAAUGAAUUAGGAAAGAGUGCUCGUGAUAUAUUUGGCCAAGGUUAUCACUUUGGUCUCUUCAAGUUAGACGUCAAGACUAAAACAAAUUCGGAUGUGGAAUUUUGUUGCGGAGGUGUAUCUAAUCAGGAUACUGGAAAAGUAUUUGGUAAUUUGGAGACCAAAUAUAAGCUCAAAGAAUACGGAUUGACGUUUAGCGAGCAAUGGAAUACUGACAAUACUCUGGCAACUGACAUAUCCAUUGCCAACAAAUUGGUCAAUGGGCUUACUGUUGGUUACAGCUGUACAUUCUCUCCACAGACUGGAUCUAAGACUGGAAAAUUGAAGACAACUUACAAACAUGAAAAUGUGUCUGCUAAUGCCGACUUUGAUCUGAGCCUGUCUGCCGGGCCAUUAAUUAAUGCUGCAGCUGUUGUUGGUUACCAAGGAUGGCUGGCUGGCUAUCAGGCAUCUUUUGACUCGCAGAGGAACAAACUCACCAGAAAUAACUUUGCUCUUGGUUUUACAGCCUCCGAUUUUGCUCUUCACACUGCCGUGGAUAACGGCCGUGAGUUUAGCAGUUCUAUUUAUCAUAAAGUGAAACCAGGUUUAGAGGGAGCAAUUAAUUUGGCAUGGAAUUCAACUAAUAAUGUAACACAGUUCGGUAUUGGGGCUAAGUAUUGCCUUGAUAAUGAUGCCGCCAUCAGAGCCAAGGUAAAUUCGAAUCUUCAGGUAGGCUUGGGAUAUCAACAAAAAUUACGAGAUGGUGUAACUUUGACACUUUCUACAAACAUCGACGGUAAGAACUUCGGCUCCGGCGGCCACAAGUAUGGCGUGUCAUUAGACCUUCAGGCUUGAGUACGCAAAAUAAUGAUUACAUUACAAAAAAUAAGAGAACAGAAAAUUUAUCCAAUACAAAUAAAUAUUUCGUGACUCUUGUGUCAAAAAAAAAAAACAAAAAAAAAAAAAACGACGUGACAGUACAUGCUUCAAAUAAAAAAAGUAUUGCCUGUAAUAUGUAGAUAAGAGUUGAUCUUUAAGUAGAUGCCACCGAAUGUCGUGCAUCAUUUCAGAUUAGUCCGCGCGACAAAAAAAAAAGUUUAUGUCAUACAUUAUAAUUGUGACCAUAAAUUAGCAAUAUUUCUUGUUACAUAU